AUGGCGUCUACCGAGGCUACUGAUGACCAGGCUGCGGGGGAAAGCUCUGUCGUUUCCCCCACGCGCCAACCUACUAACGUUUCCGGCAAAUCCAAUGGGUCAGGCAAUAGCGAGGAACCUCUGGCUAAAUACGACUUCGACCAAUGCGUCGCGGCAAUGAAGGGGCAAAAAGUCCCGGUCGAUUUAAGCUCUUUUUGGCAUCGGAGAGCAGUCAUCCGCGGGAUUCGAAUUUCACUCAAGUUUGCAACAAGCCCGGCAGUCAUCGAGCUAUGCUCCGGCGACGAUAGUUGGGCUCAUCAGUUUUCGCGCGCCCGCAAUGCCCGCCUGAUAAUGAGUGACAUAAUCCCCGAUAUGCAAGACCCUGUCACCCAGCCAUACUGCAUUUGGUAUCCAGAACCUGCAUCGGAAGAAACCUACCGUGAGGUCGCCCGUCGAUAUCCAUCUAUGCGGUAUCAAGUCGGCCGAGCAUGUGCUGCUGCGUGGUAUACCGACCUUUACCAAGAAUUGGAUCUCCUGCCGGACGUAUCCAUUGCUGAAGAAGCCCGCGAAGUUGACGAAGAUGCCGACAUCUACAAGAUUAUCAUGUCGGCCCCUCAAAGAUACGCUGUCAUGGACGAUUUCACUCGAUCUGUUAAUUUUGAAAGUCCACAAACACCCGCGUUUUUGAAUGGCAAUAUGAAGCCCCGACGGGCUUUGGGACAGCGUGCUCUCCCUCCCAAAAAUUUGCCAGACACGACUGCAGAUGACAUUGACAUUGAGGAAGAUGGAUUCAUUGGCUUGGAAAGUCUCGGCUUAGAGGAUUGCGAUGCCAAAUUUGGCCCAGGAGAUUCCGAGCAAUUGUGGAUGCCUCUUCCGCCUGACCUUCCAGUUCUUGAGAAACGCCUUCAAACGCAAAUGGCCGCGUGGGAUGGCAAUGUAGAUAGAUACGCUCGAUUAAUGCACCCACGCAGGCUCAGAACCGAGAUUGAAUACAAUUGUAUUCUUCGUGGAAUUUAUCACAAUACAGCUUUCGCCAGAUGGUGGGCCUAUCAGCUGGAAACCCACCCCGGACGAAUCAUCCUCCCGGGUAAAUUGCUUAGCGAAGGCAACAAGCGCGAGUGUCGGGAGAUUCGCACCGCGAUCAAUGCUCGCAAAAUAAUGAACAAUGAGAUCUCUGGCAUUGACGAUGGCUCGGAUUGCCUCCCCUGGCUUAUCUGGUGGCCGGUGAAGCCUCAACAUAGCACUUGUGAUGAGCUGGCUCGAAAGUGUCCGUCCAUGAGACACCAAAUUGCGAUCACUUGUGUGAUCUGUGACUAUGAAGAACUAUUCCAACAGUUGAAGCCCCCUCCUCUCGAAUCCUUGUUCGUGGCUGCUAAACGAAGCGAAAACCCAUUCUACCUAAAAUACCUAGAGGAAUGUGCAGGAGGGCGUUCCAUCGAAGACCCCGAAAUUUCAGACUUCAAUGACUUUGAUGCAAUAGAAUCAAGUUUGAAGAUUGAUUUGGAGCCCAGAAAUUCUGACGCUUAUACCUCUAUCGAAUUUUCUCAUAUAUAUGUCCCUUGGGGGGAACCUCCCAGAGACUACUCGGGAUCCCCUCCCGGUAUCUAUGGGGGCCUGCCUGCGCAAGCGGGAAGUGUAGAGAGAUACAUGUGGCUGUCGCCUGAAACUGGACAGAAGAUUAAAGAUGAAUUUCACGGGGUCUACCAGUCAGCGGAUACUGACCUCUUGCAUUUUGAUAGAGAUUUGGAUGAUGAAAUUUGGCUGAGGGCUUCACGUCCUCCACCGCCUAUGACGUGA
This is a messenger RNA of Penicillium riverlandense, 1776 nucleotides long. RefSeq lists its product as uncharacterized. NCBI's taxonomy places the organism in Eukaryota, Fungi, Ascomycota, Eurotiomycetes, Eurotiales, Aspergillaceae. The record is from RefSeq and is a predicted model, not a curated record. The transcript has a single exon. Bases 1 to 1776 code for a protein of 591 amino acids.